AUGGCGGACGUCCGGUCCAAGAACAUUUACGAGCUUCUUGGCAACGACCCUGAGCUCGAUCCCAAUCGAGAGCCGGAACCUCCAGUUCAGGUCGUCGACAAGAACGCUCCUCGCCGUGGCAAGCGCGACGGUCCAAGCGAGCCUCGCGACACUGUUGCUCCUCCUCGUGGCAACCGUGGACCCAGACUCCCUGGAAACGAGCAAGCAUUCCGUGACCGCAAUGCUGGAUCUCAGAACAACCGCAACCGGCCAACCGAUACCCCCAGUGACCGCGCUCCGCCAGCUGCCCAUAGAAACCGUGAUACCCGCGGUAACAACAUUCGGGAUGACCGUCAAUCUCGCACCGACAGAACUAUUACAGAGAAGCAGGUCGAACAGGGCUGGGGUUCUCGCUCUGGCGAGUCUGCUUUGA
Molecule: messenger RNA, 412 nt
Organism: Trichophyton rubrum CBS 118892
Lineage: Eukaryota; Fungi; Ascomycota; Eurotiomycetes; Onygenales; Arthrodermataceae
Exons: 5
Source: RefSeq, a predicted model, not a curated record